Molecule: messenger RNA, 4719 nt
Organism: Ictalurus furcatus (blue catfish)
Lineage: Eukaryota; Metazoa; Chordata; Actinopteri; Siluriformes; Ictaluridae
Gene: recql5
Product: RecQ helicase-like 5
Exons: 19
Coding region: 141-3173 (1010 amino acids)
Biological process (GO): double-strand break repair via homologous recombination
Cellular component (GO): cytoplasm; chromosome
Molecular function (GO): four-way junction helicase activity; ATP binding; 3'-5' DNA helicase activity
Source: RefSeq, a predicted model, not a curated record
CGAAAAGAAAAGAAAAAGAUGAUGCAGAGUUUACAAAAAUAAAACUUGCUUCGGCGGGUGACGUCAUUUCUGUGCGACUCCUCGGCUUUCUCGUAGCCGAGUGAAGUUGGCUGGCUGUGUGAGUCUUUUAGGAGAAAGACAUGACUGCUGUUGAGCGAGCUUUGAAAACCCAUUUCGGGUUUGAAAAGUUCCGAUCACAGCAGCAAGAGAAUGUCGUUAAAGCGGUGAUGAAAGGUGACAGGGAUGUGUUUGUGUGCAUGCCAACCGGGGCAGGGAAGUCUCUGUGCUACCAGCUUCCUGCAGUGCUGGCCACUGGCAUCACCCUGGUCAUAUCUCCUUUGAUUGCACUUAUACAGGAUCAGAUAGAGCACCUUAAAGCACUGAACAUACCGGCAUGUUCCAUAAACUCGAAGCUCCCGUCUGGAGAGAGGAGACAGAUCCUGGCUGACUUGCAUGGUGAAAAUCCUCGGCUCAAGCUCCUGUAUAUCACUCCUGAGAUGGUGGCUUCUCCGGCCUUCCAGCCUUGCCUGAGCUCUCUGUGCUCCCGCAGGUUGCUAGCCUGCCUGGCAGUUGAUGAAGCCCACUGUGUCUCUCAGUGGGGUCAUGAUUUCAGACCGGACUACCUGAAGCUGGGAGACCUGCGCGCCCGUCUACCUGGCGUCCCCUGUGUGGCCCUGACAGCGACAGCACCCAGGCGGGUGCAGGAGGACAUUGCACACUCGCUGAGGCUGAGAUCGCCACUCACUUUUUCCACUCCAGUUUUUCGGAAAAACCUGAAGUACGACGUGAUCUUUCGAGAUCUGCUGCCUGACCCAUAUGUUCAUCUGCAUGCAUUUGCUAAGGAAGCGCUCGGGGGAUGCUCAGCUGAGAAGGGUUGUGGGAUUGUAUACUGUCGCACAAGAGAGAGUUGUGAGGAUGUCGCACACAGAUUGACUAAACUUGGGAUUUUGGCUAGGCCCUACCAUGCAGGCCUGAAAGCAGGAGAUCGCACUGAUUCACAGGCUGAUUGGAUGGAAGGGAAGGUGCCUGUCAUUGUGGCCACUGUCAGCUUCGGGAUGGGUGUUGACAAGGCCAAUGUGAGGUUUGUAGCUCACUGGAACUUGGCUAAAUCCUUGGCCAGUUAUUAUCAGGAAUCGGGACGUGCUGGUCGUGACGGCCUGCCCUCUUCUUGCCGCAUAUACUACUCUCCCAGAGACCGAGACCAACUCCGCUUUCUCAUAUGUAAAGAGAUCACCCGCAAACAGGAGAAACGAGGGUCGGAGAAAGAACAGGACAAAGCACCUCUGCUGGACUUUGAGGCCAUGGUUGGUUUCUGUGAACAAGAGGGAUGCAGACAUGCCACUAUAUCUAAGUUCUUCGGGGACCAGACACCCAACUGUGCUGGGGCCUGCGACUACUGUCAAAAUCCUAAACUUGUCCGUGCCCAGCUGGAGAGAGCUGCUGCCCUCAGCACUAAGACCGGGCCAGCGCAGAGCUCUGGGAGUAGGGGACCUUUCGGUUUUGACCGCGAGCUCUACGGAGGAGGGAAGAAAGGCUACGGCUUUGAGAGGUAUGACGAGGAGUGGGAGAGCAGUGCUGAGGACGACUCUGAGAAACGAAAAAAAGAGUUCGGGGAUCUGUUCAGGAAACAAAUGAAACUACGCAAGGUGUCAAGUGGCCCAAAAGAAACGUUUGCUCCCCCAGAUGCUGAUUGUCCAUUAAAGGAGGCGAGCAGUCAGAGAAUCCCAAGGCUCUCUGUGAAGGCACGAGAGCACUGUCUGUCUCUUCUCCAGGCGUCUCUGACUAACCAUAGAGGCACAACAGAUCACCCUUACAGCUCUGACCCACUUUCUGUGGCGGUUGAAAUAGAGCACGAAGUGUUCAGAUCUUGCAAGUCCGCAAACCUGUACAAGGCUGCAGUUCUCAAGAGAGUAGCAGAGCUUAAGAAAGACGCCGGUGAUGCUGUAGCGCCACCUGCUCAUGAGGAUGGAGAAGCAUGUUGCUCCACUGUCAGUGAAGAGGAAAGGAAGGUGAUGAAAGAAGAAGCAGCCUCGUCCUCUUCUUCCUCAUCUAUCCCUGAAGAUCAGCUGGGCUUUACAUCAGCUUCUCAGAUCUAUUCACUGAAGCGAAAGCGUGUGGGUGCGGGAUUCCGCAGCCCCUCCACCCUCUUCCAGACCGCAUCAGAGUUUCUGCAGACUUCCAAGAAUGAGACCCUAACAGCAGUGCCCAUGUCUCAAGAACCUCCUCAUAAUGAAGAGGAGCAGGAUGAAAAGCCUGAGACGAAGAGAAGCAAAACAUCUCCAUCUGUCUCGUCAUCAUCUAGUAGCCCCAGCAAGAGAUCAGGCAAAGCCCUGAGCAAGAAACAGCAAAAGUUAGCAGAAGCAGCCAAGAACUCACACUGUAUCUCUCAGUACUUUGGGAAAAAGAUGAUGGACGAUACCCCCAAAAAUGGAGAGGCCACAGUUUUAGAAUCGGAGGAAACUGGUGUCUUUGUGGAAACUCCAGAAAACUGCAAUGUUGUCUUGAAUACGAAUAACACAGAGACUCGAUACGAAGGUUCCACGGAUAUGGAAAACUCUGAGAAGAAUGCAAGGCCUGUGGAGAACCAGAAUAUGGAUGUUAUUCCCAUGGAAAUGACCGCUCCUCAGGUAGAAAUUCGCAGGACUGAAGAGGCAAAACAAGGCUUUGAGGAGAGAGAAAUGCUAGAGGCUGAAGGGAUGAAGUCACAGUCUGAUGUGAAGGUACAACCAGAAAAGCCCUGUGAGGACGGAGAGUCUCCCUCUCAUCCCAACACCGAAUGGAGCCGUCCACCCGACAGCAAGCGCAGGGUGACCUUUGACCCUGUGGUGCAAGAGAGAAAGAUGGAGGCAAACAAUGAUGUCAAUCACGUGUCACUCCAGCCUGUGACUCUGAAAGAAGCAGCUGAUAUUGUUGUGAGAAUCUUGGAUCCUUUCUACAAAAAGGGCAAAUUUGCUACAAAGGACGUGUUCAAGUCAUUUGCACGCUUCCUCUCCCAUCUACUUGUAGAAGGAAAAGCUAAGGAUCGAGUCAAAGUGAAAAUGGAGGCAAAGAGCUUAAUCAGGCGUUUCUUCAGCAGCAUCCAGCGCUGCGAAAACGAGACAGACUGGAAACAUCUGCAAGACACAGCCAAUCCCAAUGCAGCAAACAGAACUGCAGCACAGGAGGACAGAUAGAGCUUCCUGCUUUAAUAUUUCUUCAUUCCUCAGAUGCUUCAGGGCAAAGCUACUCCUCUCUCAGGGACUGCAGAUCAGAGGCUGCUGCUUAUAUGAAGGCAACAUAUUUCAGCAACUAGCUCUCCUUUGCUCUUACUAGUGCACUUUAAUGACAAUUGCUGAGAAUUAUUAUUAUUACUAUUAUUAUUCUUUUUUUCCUCCAGUGCCAACAGGGCACCAGUUCAUUACUGUGAUGUAGCAUUAGCUCCUUGCUGCUACUUUAGAUGCUGCUAUGUAUGAGGGAAUUUAUGAACAACAUUCAGACAUUUUACAGAGGGUAAAAUACCAACAAAAUAAAAACUGUUCUGUUUUAGGCAACUCCUAAUUUAUUAUUUGCUUUUCUUUGCUUUAGGCAAAAUGGAUGUUGGUUAUGUUUCUAUGGUCACCAUCAUAAAGGAUACAGACAUGAUAUCUGAUUGACCUUGCAAAAUGAAAAUAAAUAAUAUGCAUUCUUAAAAGAAUGUGUAAACAACACGAUCUUCUGAAAUGAGUCUUAAAAGGGCCUGUAUUUACUCAACGUUCCUAUGAUCUACAAUGCCCUUUCACUAUUACGUGGUGUGUAAAUUCACAUUCAGCACCCACUUUAUUAGGAACAGCUGCACAUUUAUGCAAUUAGCCAAUCAGCCAAUUAAGUGGCAGCAGCUUCAGUUAAAUGUUCACAUCAACCAUCCGAAUGGGGAUGAAAUGUGAUCUCAGUGGAUGUUGUUGGUGCCAUACUGGGAUUUAUUUAUUUAUUUAUUUAUUUUACACACAAUUAGAGUUUACACAUAUUGGUGUGUAAAACUAAGAACCUCCUCUGACUGGUGAUCAUGCUGGGAUGAUGGGAGAGGUCAGGGGAGAAUGACCAGACUUUCGUGCUAACGGGAAGGCGGAAAUAACUCAAAUAACAACUCUUUACAACCGUGGUGAGCAGAAAUGCAUCUCAGAACAUGCUGAACCUUUAGGUGGAGGGGCUACAGCAGCAGAAAACCAAAUAAGGUUCCACUCAUCAGCCAAAAACAGGUGCAGUGGGAACAGGCUCACCCAAACUCGGCAGUUGAACAUUGAUCUUUUUCCAGUGUUCAGCUGCCCAGAUUGGGUAAACCUGUGCCUACAGUAGCCUACAUGUUUUUAAGCAUACUGUUGCUGCCACAUGAUUGGAUAGUUGCAUGAAUGUUUAGGUAUACAGGUUAAUCUGAGGCUAAUCAUUUAUCUUCAGUUACCCUUUUUCCUGAUCAGAGUAUAUACCCUGGAUGGGAUGUUGGGCUAUCGCAGGGCACAACACGCACUCCUUUACAUCUAGAAUGUUUUCAUGGGGUAGGAAAAAUACAUGGAGAAUACUAGAGUUCCUGGAGGAAACCCUCGGACUGUACCAAAGUUAUGAGCCACUGUAAGUUCAAUCAGCAAGACAGAAAGGGACUUGAGCAUAAGUAAGUUUAUUCAGACUUCUUAUUCACAGAAAGUGCAUUUUUAUGGCUGGAAUACUAUGUCACAAAUCACAGAUACAUAAUCAUUUGUCAAGUACAUG